GCUUCAGCGAAGUUGGAAACUAAUCUCCUGCUCCAGAAUUCCAAACCCUUGCCAUUUGAUCUCAUCUCAUCGACCGAUUGCUGCGAUGGACUACGAGCGCGGCGGCGGGGGGCGUGGCCGCGGGAGUGGUCGCGGCGGCGGCGACCGUGGCGGAGGUGGCUACGGGCGCCACGGAGGAGGCGGCGGCGGCGGCUACGGGCCUCGCGGAGGCGAGUAUGGCGGCGGAGGAGGGGGCUACGGGCCUCGCGGAGGCGAGUACGGCGGCGGCGGAGGAGGGGGCUACGGGCAUGAUGCAGGCGGUGAGAGCGGAGGAGGAAGCUACAGGCCUCGUGGAGGUGGAGGCUACCACGGACCUCGCGGAGGUGGAGGUUACCACGGGCCUCGCGGAGGCGGAGGCGGAGGAGGCUAUGGCGCGGGCGGGCGCGGUGGCCGUGGCCCUGGCGGUGGCGGUGAACAAGCGCACGUGUCGGGCGGUGGGCGUGGCGGGAACGCGUGGGCGCCGUCCGGGAGAGGUCGCGGAGGCGGUCCUGCGGAGUACGUCCCGGUGAGGGCGCCUGCGCAGGCUACCGCGCCGAGGGGGAUUGCGUCCGUGGAGACGGCGAGCUCGUCAGGAUCCGUCGUGUCAAGCGGUGGCCGUGGCGGGAACGCAUGGGCGCCGUCGGGGAGAGGUCGCGGAGGCGGCCCUGUGGAACUCGCCCCGGUGAGGGCGCCUGCGCAGGCUACCGCGGCGAGGGGGAACACGACCGAGGAGGCGACGAGCUUGUCGGGAUCCGUCGAACACAUUGUAUCCAGUGAAUUGGCCAGAGUAGAGCCAUUAGCAUCGUCAUCAGUUGCCACAUCUGCUGUUGGCUUACGAGUGGCAAUGCAAAGACCUGAUGGUGGAGGCUCAUCAUUUCAGGCCAAGGUCAGGCUUUUGGUGAACCACUUCACUGUCAGCUACCGAGAGGCAUCAACCAUCUUUCACUACGACAUAAACAUCAAGCUUGAUCAAGCUUCUCCUAAGGCUUCAGGCAAAGAGCUCUCCAAGGCAGAAUUUCUAUCUGCCAAGGAUGAGCUCUUCAAGGACAACAGCUUUCGGCGGUUUUCUUCGUAUGUUGCUUAUGACGGCGGAAGAAAUCUAUUUACUUCUGCUGAACUGCCUGAAGGUUUAUUUCAUGUGAGAGUCCGGUCACGGACCUAUAUUGUAUCGGUGGAGUUCAGGAAGCAGCUGCCGUUAAGCCAACUUUCAGAGUUACCUGUGCCUAGAGAGGUCUUGCAGGGUCUUGAUGUCAUUGUACGUGAGGCCUCUCGCUGGCGCAAGAUUAUCCUUGGUAAGGGAUUUUACUCACCAGAUAGCAGUCAAGAGAUUGGGUGGGGUGUUGUGGCUCUGAAAGGGACCCAGCAGACCCUUAAACACACUCAGCAAGGGCUGAUCCUAUGCGUGGACUAUUCAGUUAUGCCAUUUUACCAAGCUGGACCGGUGCUGGAUCUUGUUCAGAAAUUUGAGAAGUCCCUUGAUUACAGGACAACACUGAAGAAGUGGCAACUGGAAAAUUUGGAGUAUGAGCUUAAAGGACGGCGUGUUACUGUGAUUCACAGGAGGACUAAUCAGAGGUACACUGUUCAAUGUUUGACAAAAUUGCCUGCCAGCCAGAUCACCUUUGUGGAUGCUGAGUCAGGGCAAACAAAGAGGCUUGUCGAUUACUAUGCCCAACAGUAUGGCAAGGUGAUUGAGUAUCAGAUGCUUCCAUGCUUGGAUUUGAGCAAGAACAAGGACAGACCGAAUUAUGUGCCAAUUGAGCUUUGCACUCUUCUUGAAGGGCAGAAGUAUCCAAAGGCAAACUUGGAUAAGAAUUCCGAUAGAGCACUGAAAGAUAAGGCCCUAAUCCCUGCAUUUAAGCGUAAGGAGGAAAUUCUGAACUUGGUGAAAGCUAGAGAUGGACCUUGCAGGGGGGAAAUAGCCCAGCAAUUUGGGAUUUCUUUGGAUGUUAAAAUGACAGAAGUCAUGGGUAGGAUCCUUCCUGCACCCAACCUAAGACUCGGCGCCUCCAAUGGCAAGACGUGUAAAUUCAGUAUUGAUCAGGAAAAGUGCCAAUGGAACCUUUUGAAGAACAGACUAGUAGACGGCCGGGAUCUUCAGUGCUGGGGCAUCGUCGACUUCAGUGCAUGGCCGUCUGACUGGCGAACCCUCAACAGAAACAUGUUUAUUGAAAAGAUCGUGAGGAAAUGCUGUGACCUCGGCAUCCGGAUGAACUCCAAACCAUGCUUUGAGCACGUAUCAGAAAUGGCAGUGUUCUCCAAUCCACAUCGACUGUACGAGGAGCUUAAUAAAGCAAAGGAGGUUGCAGCGACAAAGAAGCAGAGGCUGCAGCUCCUCUUCUGCCCGAUGUCUGAGCAGCAUCCAGGAUACAAGACACUGAAGCUGAUCUGCGAGACGCAGCUGGGGAUCCUGACCCAGUGUUUCCUGAGCCCCCUCGUGAACAAGCCACAGGGCCAGGACCAGUACAUGACCAACCUUGCUCUCAAGAUCAAUGGAAAGCUUGGGGGCAGCAACGCACAGCUGUUCGACGAGCUCCCACGGGUCGGCGGCGUGCCUUUCAUGUUCAUCGGUGCUGACGUGAACCACCCGUCGCCCGGGAACGUGGAGAGCCCGUCGAUAGCAGCCGUGGUCGCGUCCAUCGAUUACCCUGGCGCCAGUAAGUACGUGCCAAGAAUCCGCGCCCAGCCGCACCGCUGCGAGGUGAUCAAGCACCUCGGUGAGAUGUGCCAAGAGUUAAUCGGCGUCUACGAGAAGCAGAACGGCGUGAAGCCGCAGAAGAUCAUCUACUUCCGCGACGGGGUGAGCGACGGGCAGUUCGAGAUGGUCCUCAACGAGGAGCUGUCGGACAUGGAGAAGGCGAUCAAGGAGAACGGGUACGCGCCGACGAUCACCGUGAUCGUGGCCAAGAAGCGCCACCACACGCGCCUGUUCCCUAAGGACAGGAGUGAGCUGCAGACCAGGAACGGCAACGUGCCGCCCGGCACGGUGGUGGACACCGGCGUGGUCGACCCGUCGGCGUACGACUUCUACCUGUGCAGCCACAACGGGCUGAUUGGGACGAGCCGGCCGACGCAUUACUACAGCCUGGUGGACGAGCACGGGUUCGGGUCGGACGACCUGCAGAAACUGGUGUACAACCUGUGCUUCGUCUUCGCGCGGUGCACCAAGCCGGUGUCGCUGGCGACGCCCGUGUACUACGCUGACCUCGCUGCGUACCGCGGCAGGCUCUACUACGAGGGAAUGAUGGCGUCCCAGCCCCAGAGGAGCGGGUCGUCGUCGGGAUCGUCCUCCGGGGGGGCUUUUGAAGUCGGGACCUUCCCGAGGCUGCACAAGGAUCUGGAGAACAACAUGUUCUUCAUCUGACACCAGCUUUUCAUGGUCUGGUAGAAUCCUUACCACGUCGCAUUAUCGAAUGGUUUCAACUCUUAGUUUCGCAUGUUGUGACAUUUGUGUGUGUUUUUGGCUCUUACCGCAUUUGAGUGAAGUCCACGGGUCUAACUUUAGUUGAGUUGUUUUGGCACCCCUUUUACAGUCUGAUGAUCUGGUGUAGUCAUUUCUUCUGAUACAAACUCGUGCUGAAUAGUAGUACUACGCUACACCGUAUAGAGUUUGUUACUGAAGAUACUGUGUGGCAGUAGAUCAGCGAAAUGAAAGGGUCAAUUUUUAGUUGCUCUAAAGAUACUGUUGUACAUCA
This is a messenger RNA of Phragmites australis (common reed), 3713 nucleotides long. RefSeq names its product protein argonaute 2-like. Gene Ontology annotation, cellular component: cytoplasm. The coding region runs from base 86 to 3382 and encodes 1098 amino acids. The transcript is spliced from 4 exons. The record is from RefSeq and is a predicted model, not a curated record. Lineage: Eukaryota; Viridiplantae; Streptophyta; Magnoliopsida; Poales; Poaceae. Gene Ontology annotation, molecular function: RNA binding; protein binding. Gene Ontology annotation, biological process: regulatory ncRNA-mediated post-transcriptional gene silencing.